CAACAUUCCGAGUAAUUUUCUAAAAAAUUAAAAUAUCCUUUUAUUUUCCAUGUUUAAAGCCUAAUUAAUAGUUUAUAAGUUAAGUUAAUUAACUGAAAUAAGAUUUGGUACUAAGAAAUGGCGGAAAGUAAUCCCUUAGAAAUAGUCCCUGAAAAGCUUUUUCAGACCCACUUUAUAAGUGAAAUUGAUCAUGUACAGAAGAAAUUACAAUAUGAAAUUGAACGAAAGAAAGAAGAGCUACGUGCUAUGGUUGGUGAAAGAUACAGAGACUUAAUACAUGCAGCAGACACAAUAGAAGAAAUGAAAGAAACAACUGGAAGCACAUUGCAGCAUAUAAGUGAAAUGAUGGUCGCCUGCAAAAACUUACAUGACACACAUUUAGUUGGUUUCAAAAUAGACAACAGGCCCCAAAGUUUUCAGGUUAACAGAAACCCUCUAAAUGCAAUGGCGGUGCAAGUUAAGUUGUUGAUGGAAAUACCAGAAAAAAUAUGGAAGUACAUUGGUGAAAAUAACUUUGUGAAGGCUGCACAGUUGUUUAUUUUGGCAAGGCAUAUUAAUACCGGUCUCCAGCUACAGAUCGGUGGUAAGAACACAAAGCCUGGACUGCAGUCGCUGCAGAGGAUCGUGCAGCAGCAGUGGACAUCCAUUACCAACUUGAGCCAGACCAUCAUCGAUUUGUGUGGACAGAAACUGCAAGACGUUGAUAUUAAUGUAGAGGUAUCCUGCUCCUGCCUCAUAGCUCUAUACAUACUCGACUCGCAGACGAUGGUUCAACUCCUCAACACGCUAAUAGAGGUCCACAGUAACACCAGUCUAAAGAAUACACUACAGUUUGAUCUAGACCAGAUAUUGGACGGUGAUGUGAAAGCACAGAUAAAGAAGAAGAUUGUGAAUGGUGUGAAGAUUGUUUUGAAGACGGUUGAGCUUGUGCAUGCUUGUUUUGUUGAAAACAACGGAGGGGAGGUUUUGGAGAAACUUAAAGAGCUGUAUGCGCCUGAGUCACAGCCACUUAUAGAACUAGUACAGUUCAGUGACUCUGUAGCGCUACAGUACUUGCCUACUGUGAUCACUAAAUAUAGGCUGUCAACCAACAAGGAAAUCACAGGUCUGGCGAAGAGCGAAGUGACAGCGAGCGUCCAAAACUGGAGCACAUGGGUGAGCGGGUACAUCAGCGCGAAUGUGUCGGCUUUGCUUCACACCGUGACUAGAGUCAGAGUACUGCAUGAAAUACGUGAGGAGACAUUUAGGAUUGAAUCCCCACCAAACUGGGACACGAUAUGCCAAUCACUCAACAUCCCUGAAGUCCACGUAUGGUCCCACUACUUCCAACCACUUAUAACGGCUCGAGUCAAAGCCAUCAUAGACGGCAGAUGGGACAAGCUGUAUGAUACCUUCAAAACCCAGCUGCUAAUAGACUUGACUAAGACGGAUAAUGUGAAAAAAGAGGCGAAUAUCAACUGGUUUGUGUGGAAAGAUCUGAUUGGUGAUACGGUGAUCGAGUCGAGGAGUGAAGUUGUGAAGGUGAUGAAUAGUUUGAUGAAAGGUAUGUCCCAUCAAGACAGAGGGUACACACCUAACCUGGAAAAACUCUGCACCAGUCUAGACGAAGAGCUACAGAAACUUCUGGAAGAUGUCAAAGAAUAUCUGUACCCGGAGAAAAAGAAGGACAAGCUAAUUUAUACCUAUGAAGAAGACGAGACAGAAAAUAUGUAUGUGGAUAGAGCAGAGAUUGAGCAGUAUUUAAGAGAUACAUCUGACAGGCAUAUACAGAGUAUGCUGCAAUACAUAAGGGCGUGUUUUGAAGAGCACACUUUAAAAUCUACGGAACUCCAACGCAAAACUACAGCAAUAUACACCGCGCGAUUCACGCAAGCGAUAACCACCCUUAUGCCGCACUUCCGUAAGUGCUAUAUUGGCGAGGACUUCGACGAUGGUGCGGUAAAAAGUUGGAAUAAUGUUUGUGGUGUACUAAAGAACUCUUGUAUAGAAUGUUGGAGGAAAUGGCUGGAUAUAGUCAUAGUUGAUAUACAAGCGUUAACCGCGGGUUUACCUCAGAAGUUUACUUUGGAGGCGAAUAUAGAUUACUUGAUGAUGCAAUGGGACGUCAUAAAAAUUGAAGAAAAAGACGACGAAGGGACCGCCAUAGAAUCGACAAUAAAAGUACCGAUAGGCCCCUCACUCAAACUACAAGAGUACCUUUAUUCUAUCAGCCGAAUAUUAGAUCAAGUAGUACCGCAUACCCUACCGAAUGAAAUACAUGCGGCGUUCAUAGACAACGUUACGUCUAUCUCUUUCGCACACUACAACAAAGUGGUGCGAGAGAAUGAGACGGACAUAAACCAGAGAUGCGCUCUUCAGUUGCUAAUGGAUAUACGAUAUAUGACGCUACUUAUGGUGCCGAGAGAGAAUAAGAAAGGGAUAGAAUUCUCGCAGGAGAUUUGUGAGUUUCUGAGGAGUAAAAUCGAUCCCUUCGACUAUGAUGUCUUCUAUCCUUAUAUACAGACGAAUUUGAAGAGAUCCGUGCAGAGAGUACAGACGCUACUGGGCAGCCUCGUGCUGCAGCACAGCGAGGUGUGCGGCAUAGUGGGCGGGGCUCGCGGCGACCGCGCGGCGAUGCUGGCGCCCGCUAACCCGCACUGGUUCACCGUGCUGCCCGUCGCCGCGCCGCUCAGACACGACCGCCCGAUGAAGAAGAAACAGUCCCCUGGGCCCAAGAAGUCGGAGAUCUCGGAGCUGAUGACGAGCUCUUUACCGCUGAACUUCGCAAGCGCGCGCUCCAACGCCGCAUCGUUCUUUAACUCGAUGACGUCAGACUGGUUCAGCGGAUGAAAAUAGUAUUCAAGAGAUUAUUGUAUCAAAAUCAAGAUAUUUUUUACCAAAAUUAUCAUAAUUUUAGAAC
This is a messenger RNA of Aricia agestis (brown argus), 2899 nucleotides long. RefSeq names its product conserved oligomeric Golgi complex subunit 1 (gene Cog1). The transcript is spliced from 13 exons. Gene Ontology annotation, cellular component: COG complex; Golgi apparatus. The record is from RefSeq and is a predicted model, not a curated record. Lineage: Eukaryota; Metazoa; Arthropoda; Insecta; Lepidoptera; Lycaenidae. Gene Ontology annotation, biological process: intra-Golgi vesicle-mediated transport. The coding region runs from base 118 to 2829 and encodes 903 amino acids.